This is a messenger RNA of Echinostoma caproni, 738 nucleotides long. Lineage: Eukaryota; Metazoa; Platyhelminthes; Trematoda; Plagiorchiida; Echinostomatidae. The record is from the annotation of a GenBank genome assembly.
AUGCAUACAACCUCUCUUUUGUCCGAAAAUACAGAAUCCGAAAUCGGAUCGACCACACCAGUGGAAACCAGCAGCCGAAUUCAAACGUAUACCACAACUGAACAACUGCACACAACAUCUACACAAACAACGGCUUCUCCACCAACACCAAUACAAACAACCGAAAAUACUCAAACCACAACCACACACAUAGACACGACAAACACGAACGCGAACACACCCGAACACACCAUCGCGUCCACAUACUCAACACCGGCCAUCUCAUCCACACAACAAUCAGCAGCAUCAGCAUACACAACAGCACGAACAUCGACAGCGGCAUUCAGCGUGCAAUCUACUCACACAUCUUCCCAAGCACAAACAAAUACUGGCACCAAUAUCCCAUCCACAACAACUCCGAUCACAUCCAAUUGGGCUUCAACUAUCACUUCCUCACCCACCAUCUCCACACUGGAACCCAGAUCAACCAUAACACCGAGCUAUGCCAGUCCCACUUCAUCCGAAUAUCAAUCCGAGACAUCGUGGACCAAUGCUGUGCAAACCGAGAUCACUACCAACACUGGCACUAUCGCAUCCGGCGACCAAGGUCAAACAGUAUUGCGUGCGGUGAUGGAGCUGGGUCAAGCUGGAGCAAGCGCUCAAAACGAUUUGAAUGAACAUCAGACGGGCAAGCGGGGUGACAUGCAAGUGGUGGCUGAAAUGCCGUGCGAAGUAAGGUCAAUCACGGUGCGCUCGUAA